Messenger RNA from Prunus avium (sweet cherry), 1293 nucleotides. RefSeq names its product caffeoylshikimate esterase-like. The record is from RefSeq and is a predicted model, not a curated record. Lineage: Eukaryota; Viridiplantae; Streptophyta; Magnoliopsida; Rosales; Rosaceae.
GACUACAACCAGAGCUAUGACCGUCAAACUUGCAUCCACUUCCCAUAAACUAUUCCAUAAUUACAGCCAUGAACCUUUCGCUUACUCUGAGUUUCCGACCAACGGAGCCUUCUCUGUUUCACCGGAAAUCCUUCUACCCGAUCACGUAUCCACAAAAACAGCACGUACCCAUUUUUCAUCAACCAAAAUUGGACCCAAGAAGAACUCAGUUCAGGAUCACGGCUAAGAGACCGUCGCCAAUAGAAGGCUUAAGUGAAGAGAUGAUGAGCGCCGUGGCUUCGCAGAAUCUAGACCAUGCGCCUGCUCGGAGACGAGUUCGGUCGGCAUUCUUUGACGUGCAUCAACAGCUUGAUCAUUGCUUGUUCAAGAUGGAUCAUGCUGGCAUCAGAACAGAGGAGUGGUAUGGAAGGAACUCAAAGGGCAUGGAAAUUUUCUGCAAAAGCUGGUUGCCAAAACUAGAUGUUCAAAUCAAAGGUGCUUUAUGUUUUUGCCAUGGGUACGGUAGCACUUGCACAUUCUUCUUUGAAGGUAUUGCUAAGCGAAUUGCUGCAUCCGGGUACGCUGUAUAUGCUGUGGACUAUCCAGGUUUUGGUCUUUCUGAAGGAUUGCAUGGUUACAUCCCAAACUUUGAUGAAUUGGUUGACGAUGUUAAUGAACAAUUUACUAAUAUCAAAGGAAGACCUGAAGUGAAAGGUUUGCCCUUCUUUAUAAUGGGAGAGUCCAUGGGUGGAGCUGUCACUCUCAAGAUUCAUCUAAAAGAACCGUCUAAAUGGGAUGGAGUAAUCCUUGUAGCUCCAAUGUGUAAGAUUGCGGAGGACGUGAUGCCUCCAGCAAUAGUUCUGAAGCUAUUAGCACUCAUGUCUGAAGUUUUGCCUCAGGCAAAACUCUUUCCCCAGAAAGACAUGGCUGGCCUAAGCUACAGAGAUCCGAGAAAGAGAAAAACGGCUGGUUACAAUGUGAUUUCUUACAAAGAUCACAUGCGAUCAAGAACAGCUGUGGAACUGCUGAAGGCCACAAGUGAUAUAGAAACACAGUUGGAUAAGGUUUCAGGGCCAUUACUAAUUCUUCAUGGAGCGGCAGAUAAGGUGACCGAUCCUUUAGUGAGCCAGUUACUUUAUGAGAAGGCCUCUAGCAAGGAUAAAACUUUGAAGCUCUAUCUAGAUGGUUAUCACUGCAUUAUUCAAGGGGAACCUGAUGACAGAAUUUUUACUGUCCUAGAUGACAUUGUAACAUGGCUUGAUUUUCGGUGCUCCCCCAAUUAAAAUUUACAGUCAUUUACAGCAUCCUUUCACA